Oncorhynchus masou masou (cherry salmon) is the source of this 4168-nucleotide messenger RNA. RefSeq names its product platelet-activating factor receptor-like. Gene Ontology annotation, cellular component: membrane. The record is from RefSeq and is a predicted model, not a curated record. Gene Ontology annotation, molecular function: platelet activating factor receptor activity; G protein-coupled purinergic nucleotide receptor activity. NCBI's taxonomy places the organism in Eukaryota, Metazoa, Chordata, Actinopteri, Salmoniformes, Salmonidae. Gene Ontology annotation, biological process: G protein-coupled receptor signaling pathway; chemotaxis. The coding region runs from base 329 to 1453 and encodes 374 amino acids. The transcript has 2 exons.
GUUGCCUAGGCUUAAAUACGUCUCUUAUCACCCCACAUAGCAGGUAGCUCAACGAGUAUGUCAAGUUGUCAGACGCACGCAUCAGUUCUUCAUGGUCGAUUCAUUUCAGGAGUUCACAUUGUUUCUAGAAACGUUAUUGUAGUAUGUAUAUUCGCGCACAUGUAUUGGGCUAUAGAUCUGUUUACGAUGUAGCCUAACAUACGCUGGUUUCAAGAUAACCUAAUAGCGUUUAUCUAGAACACACACAGAAAUACAGAACGAAACGAGGAAGGAGCCACGCGCUCGGAGGGAGUUGCUUGCUUUAGCAGAACCAACAGUGGAGUCGACCAUGGGGAUGCAAGAGGACAUGACAGUGAACACGACAGUGAACAUAUCGACAGUCGGUAAAAUAACCUUUCUGGACUCUGAGUUCCGUUACACCCUCUUCCCAGUGUUUUACGGUGUUGUGUUCGUCCUUGGUCUGAUAGCCAACAGUUACGUGCUGUUCGUGCUGCAGCGCCUGCGCAACGCCAAGGCCAUGAAUGAGAUCCGCAUCUACAUGGCCAACCUGACUGUUGCCGACCUGCUCUUCGUGUGCGCCCUCCCCUUCUGGAUUGGCUACUACUACCACCGCGGUGACUGGCGCUACGGCGACUUCCUGUGCCGCGUCACCGGCGCGUUCUUUUUCAUCAACACCUACUGCUCCAUCCUCUUCCUCGCCGCCAUCAGCGUCAACCGUUACUGGGCCAUCACGCGCCCGCUGGAUGCCGCCUCGUCUAACCAUUGGCGCCGCGGGGUGGCCAUCACAGCGGUCAUCUGGGCGCUCACUCUGUCCAUGUCCGUGCCGUACCUCUUGGAGACGGGCAUCCAGGUGGACGACGGCAACGAGGCGCGCUGCUUUGAGGGCUACCAUGACAAGACUGACGACGAGAAGCGGACUGUGGCCACCACCCACCUCAUCAUCGUGGGGUGCUUCAUCUUGGUCUUCUUCCUCGUAUUAAUCUGUAACCUGCUCAUCGCCCGUGCCCUGCUCACCCAGUCCCCUACCCAGCAUCGGGGCUCCAGUUCAUCCCAGCUCCGGGGGGUGAAGGGCCAGGCCCUGCAGAUGCUGUGUGCCGUGGUGGGGGUGUUUGUGGUGUGCUUCCUCCCCCACCACGUGGUCCAGGGCCCCUGGACUCUGGCUGUACUGGAUAUCAAGGAGGGCUGGGGCAGAAUGGACUGGGGCCAACGGACCAGGCAGUGGCUUAACGACGCCCACCAGGUCACCUUGAUGCUGAUGGGGCUCAACUGCCUCCUGGACCCUGUGGUGUACUGCUUCGCCACCAGGAAGUUCCGCCUGUACAUCAAGGACAAUCUGAAAAAGGUGAUGAGGGGCAAAGGAUGCUCGGAAACAGCCAUCACACACAUUUCUAUGGUGGAGUGCAAGAAUGUGAGCCAGCGGCUCCAUAGCGAACAGCAGCAGCUGAAGGUUUAAAUCUCUAGAUGACAUGGUAUUGUAGAUAUUGUAUCUAAUGCUAAUACUGUUGUUAGUAACCACAUCCUCAGGAUGCUUCAUUCCAUCACACCCACACCUAACAAUGAACACAGUGCAGAACAUGCACUCUGCUAUGUAGCCUCAUGUUCAUUCAGACACAUCACAUGAACAGAUGCACCACCACACAGCCCCACCCAGAGUAUGGUUCCCCUCUAGAUUUCCUUCCUGUAGGGAUUUGUCCUGGCCACUGUGCCAGCUAUAAUCAGUGCUUUAAAGAAGCUUUGGACCAUUGAUUCUUUGUUUUCACAUACUCUACAUUGUAUCUCACACUUUGUUAUUGUGACUUCAAUUUAAUCACGUUUCUUCCUGUUCUUCUAGUGUAAUCAGAGAAGAUAAGCAGAUGUUUCUAUAAAGGAUUGCAAAAUAGCUCUACAAACUCAGUCCCAAGCCACUAGACUAGAUCCUUAGAUAAAAUGGAUAUCAAAUUACAUUUUAAAUAUCACAUGCACUGAAUGCAACAGGUGUAGGUAGACCUUACAGUGAAUUGCUUACUUACAAGCCCUUAACAAACAAUAGUCCUACCACUGUUGGAGCCAUCUAACUUGGGUGCUGAACAAUAGCUGGUCGUGAGCAAGGAAUAAAAUAAAUCCUUGUUCCUGAGCACCUAAUAUGGACACAUAUUAAUAACAAUGAGCUUUUUAGGAUGCUGGCUCUCCGUAAAGUUCAUGCAUUUUGGGAAAAGCUAACCUUUGUAAUGAAAUGAAACUGCAAUUGCCAAAUGAGCUAUGCAAGGAUUGCGUUGAUUUUAGCCUACAGAUUAUUUUAGCCUACUCUCACAUGUGGUAUGAUGUGAAAUUGUAUACGUUUUGCAAUUUUUGUAAGAUUGCAAAUGAAAUACUGUGAGGCAAAAAGUACUUUGGGUGACACUUUAUUUGGACAGUCUGGAUAUCCCAUCUAGAGAUUCUGUACAUACUAUGAAUAAACUAUCUGUUGAUAAGAAAUUGCUUGCUAAGGUUACGCUUCUGGUUAGAAUAAGUGUUAGCUUAAGGGUUAAGGUUAGGAUAAGGGUUAUGUUUAAGAUUAGGGUUAAAUGCUAGUGGAUAGUUGAAAUGUUAGUGAUAUUAUUGUUACAGCUACUUAUUGCACAGAAUGAGGGAAUAAUAUAUUUCACUGCCCUUUUUAAGAGGCUGGUAACCAUGUGAUGAACUUGAUGACUUCUCAACCUCCAGCUACUGAAGUAUUAACAGAGACGUGGCGGUUAUGAAGCUAAUAGACCUCUGGUGUAAAUGUUGCAGUAACUGUAACUCUAUGUGUGUGAUGCAUUCAAAACAUAUUGUGUAAUACGCUGUACUGCAUUCUCAAUAAAUAUGAUUUAACAGAUACAUUACAGUUCAAAACUUUGGGGUCACUUAGAAAUGUCCUUGUUUUUGAAAGAAAAGCUCAUUUUUAAUCCAUUAAAAUAACAUCAAGUUGAUUUGAAAUACAGUGUAGACAUUGGUAAUGUUGUAAAUGACUAUUGUAGCUGGAAACGGCAGAUUUUUUUAUGGAAUAUCUACAUAUUAUGAGCAGUCAUCAGUCCUGUGUUCCAACGGCACGUUGUGUCAGCUAAUCCAAGUUGAUCAUUUUUAAAGGCUAAUUGAUCAUUUGAAAACCCUUAUGCAAUUAUGUUAGCACAGCUGAAAACUGUUGUUCUGAUUAAAGAAGCAAUAAUACUGGCCUUCUUUAGACUAGUUGAGUAUCUGGAGCAUCAGCAUUUGUGGGUUUGAUUACAGGCUCAAAAUGGCCAGAAACAAAUAAUAAAUAUUAAAAAAUAAUAAUAAACAAAUAAUAUUCUUGUUCUGAGAAAUGAAGGAUAUUCCAUGCGAGAAAUUGCCAAGAAACGGAAUAUCUCGUACAAACCUGUGUACUACUUUCUUCACAGAACAGCGCAAACUGUCUCUAACCAGAAUAUAAAGAGGAGUGGGGAGGCCCCAGUGCACAACUGAGCAAGAGGACAAGUACAUUCGUGUCUAGCUUGAGAAACAGACAACUCACAAGCCCUCAACUGGCAGCUUCAAUAAAUAGUACCCGCAAAACACCAGUCUCAACGUCAACAGUGAAGAGGCGACUCUGGGCUGCUGGCCUUCUAGGCAGAGUUCCUCUGUCCAGUGUCUGUGUUCUUUUGCCCAUCUUUUCUUUUUAUUGGCCAGUCUGAGAUAUGGGUUUUUCUUUGCAACUCUGCCUACAAGGCCAGCAUCCUGGAGUCACCUCUUCAUUGUUGACGUUGAGACUGGUUGUUUUACGGGUACUAUUUAAUGAAGCUGUCAGUUGAGGACUUGUGAGGCGUGUCCAACUAGUCCAAAAAAGGACAGUUUUAUUGCUUCUUUAAUCAGGACAACAGUUUUCAGUUGUGCUAACAUAUUGCAAAAGGGUAUUCUAAUGAUCAAUUAUCCUUUGAAAAUUAUAAACUUGGAUUAGCUAACACAAUGUGGCAUUUGAACACAGGAGUGACGGUUGCUGAUAAUGGGCCUCUGUACACCUAAGUAGAUAUUCCAUUAAACAUCAACCAUUUCUAGUCUCAAUAGUCAUUUACAACAUUAACAAUGUCCACACUGUGUUUCUGAUCAAUUUGAUGUCAUUUUAAGGGACAUAAAGUUGGCUUUUCUUUCAAAAACAAGGACAUUUCUAUUCUAUUUCUUUUGAACGGUAGUGUAUAUUGUUAUUGAAAUGCCUGUU